Psylliodes chrysocephalus is the source of this 312-nucleotide messenger RNA. The record is from the annotation of a GenBank genome assembly. NCBI's taxonomy places the organism in Eukaryota, Metazoa, Arthropoda, Insecta, Coleoptera, Chrysomelidae.
AUGAGUGAUGAAGACAUUGAAGUUGAUAGUGCAGUUUUUCCUCUAAGGUCUAAGAAACGGAAAUCUCAUAGACGUAUGAAGAACGUUGCUAAGUUAUUAAAACUACGAAGCCAUGAAACAGGCCCAAGUUGUAAUUGUACUAGAUUUAAGUGUUUUGAAAAUGUCACCGAAAGAGACAGGUUGCAAAUAAUUAAACAGUUUAAUGAACUUAAAGAUCAUGAUGAACAGAAUUUGUAUCUAAAUGGCUUAAUUUCACAUGCCCUCGUUAAACGACACCGAAGUAGAAAGAAUAUUGAUAAAGAUGUUGAAUAA